UAUUCUCCCUCCCUCCCUCCCUCUCCCUUUCCCUCUUAAUUUUCUUGUCUCUAACAAUUAAUCAAUUUUUUAACCCUCCAUGAAGCUUCAUUCCAUGGAGCUUCCUUUUCCCAAGAACCAAAAAAUCCAAAGAACUCCAAAAAUAGUUCUCCUCACAACCUUUACCCUAGUUCUUCUUUCCAUCAUUUCUCUAAAUUUCCCUCUACCAAAAAACUUUUCUUUUUCACCUAAAUCUUCUCCUUCCUCCUUCAAUAACAUUUCUCCAUCCAACGAUAACAUUCACAACGAUCAUCGUCCCGAUAAUGAUGACCAGAAAUCUAUACAUGAUCAAAUCAAAGACUUUCUUAGCGCUCAUAAAUCUUGCGAUAUAUUUUCCGGAGAAUGGGUGCCGAACCCUGAAGCGCCGUAUUACACGAACACGACGUGUUGGGCGAUACAUGAGCACCAGAACUGCAUGAAAUAUGGACGGCCGGAUAGUGAGUUCAUGAAAUGGAAAUGGAAACCGGAUGGCUGUGAUCUUCCUGUUUUUAAUCCUGGUCAGUUCCUGGAAAUCAUGAGAGGAAAAUCUCUUGCUUUUGUUGGAGACUCUGUGGGUAGAAAUCAAAUGCAGUCAUUGAUUUGCCUCAUUUCUAGGAUUGUAUAUCCUGAAGAUGUUUCAUACACAUCAGAUGAAAGAUUCAAACGUUGGUUGUACAAAUCCCACAACUUCACUUUAGCCACAUUUUUUACACCCCAUUUGGUGAGGUCCAAGCAAGCAGACGCCAAUGGCCCAACUAACACAGGCAUCUUCAACCUCUACCUGGACGAAUACGAUGAAGAAUGGACAACCCAAAUCGACGAUUUUGACUAUGUCAUCCUCUCCGCAGGCCACUGGUUCUUCCGUUCCUUGGUCUUCUAUGAAAACAGCCAACUCGUCGGCUGCCGCUACUGCCUCCUGGAAAAUGUCACAGACAUGCCAAUGUACUAUGGAUACAGAAAGGCCUUCAGGACGGCCUUUAAGGCCAUUAAUAGCUUGAAAAAUUACAAGGGAAUAACAUAUCUCAGGACUUUUGCACCAUCACAUUUCGAGAAUGGACUCUGGAAUGAAGGAGGGAAUUGUUUGAGAACAAGGCCAUUCCGGAGCAAUGAGACGAGAUUGGAAGAUACGAACCUGGAGCUCUACAUGAUCCAAUUGGAGGAGCUCAAAAUUGCUGAGAGAGAAGGGAGGAAAAGUGGGAAAAAAUUUAGAUUACUUGACACAACACAAGCUACAUUACUGAGACCUGAUGGUCAUCCUAGUAGAUAUGGGCACUGGCCUCAUGAAAAUGUGACAUUGUACAAUGACUGUGUGCACUGGUGCCUGCCCGGACCGAUCGACACGUGGAACGAUUUCUUGCUGGAGAUGCUGAAGAUGGAGGGUAUUAAAUCAUAUGAGGAGAAGCUUUACCCUGCAGAAGACAGAAAAAUGAAGUUUAGAUAGAGUCGAUUCAAGUUCUUUUCAUUAUUAUUAUUUUUUUCUUUUUGUUUUUCAGGUCAUUUUCAUGUGCUUUUAGAGUUGUGUAUUUGUGUCUAAAAUUUGAUCUAAGAAGUACUUUAAAUUAUUUGAUA
Molecule: messenger RNA, 1587 nt
Organism: Pistacia vera
Lineage: Eukaryota; Viridiplantae; Streptophyta; Magnoliopsida; Sapindales; Anacardiaceae
Product: protein trichome birefringence-like 19
Exons: 2
Coding region: 80-1459 (459 amino acids)
Cellular component (GO): Golgi apparatus
Molecular function (GO): O-acetyltransferase activity
Source: RefSeq, a predicted model, not a curated record